UGGUUCACUAAUAAAAGCAUCAUGAUAGUGCUUAUAGAUCUCCUGUUGAUGCUGUUGGAGCUGACCUGCACCAUCAUCAGCGCGGUGGUUCGAACAGUCCUGCGGCCGCGGCUGAAGUCGGUGUCCGGCGAGGUGUGUCUGAUCACCGGCGCCGGCGGAGGACUCGGCCGGCUCUUCGCGCUGGAGUUCGCCAGAGAGGGAGCCGAGCUCGUGCUGUGGGACUGCAACACUGAAGCCAACGAGCUCACGGCCAGACAAGUGAGGGAACGCGGAUGCAAAGCGCACACGUACACGGUAGACCUGUCCCAGCGAGAGAGCAUCUAUCAGAACGCGGAACGGGUGCGAGGAGAGGUGGGAGAAGUCGGCAUACUGGUGAACAAUGCGGGGGUUGUAGCGGGGCGAAGGCUGCUGGAGUGUCCGGAUGAGCUGCUGGAGAGGACGCUGCUGGUCAACUGUCACGCGCUCUUUUGGAUGACGAAAGCCUUUCUGCCACAGAUGAAAGCCAGGAAUCACGGCCACAUCGUCACUGUGGCGAGCACUCUGGGUCUGUUCAGUACUGCUUGUGUGGAGGAUUACUGUGCUAGUAAAUUUGGAGCUGUAGGUUUCCAUGAGUCUCUGACACACAGUCUGUUAACAGAGGAAGGUGUGGACGGAGUGAAAACAACACUGAUCUGCCCGUACAUUGUCAACACCGGCAUGUUUACUGGAUGCCAAAUCAGGCAGGAGCUUCAAGGCCUGAUUCCCCCUCUGGAUCCUCUCUACUGUGUUCAGGAGUCCAUGAAGGCCAUUCUGGCUGACCAGCAGAUGAUCUGCAUUCCUCGUCUAAUGUACUUUGCAUUCCUGUCGCGGGCGUUGCUCCCCUGGGAUGCUAAUGUUGCAACUUACCGUUUUAUGGGAGGCGACAAAUGCAUGUAUUCCUUCAUUAAGAGCAAACAGCAGCAGCUUGUGAACGGUCAUCAUGUGAAAUCCUCUUAGCCCUUAUAAUAGCUACU
Messenger RNA from Danio aesculapii, 992 nucleotides. Its product is annotated as retinol dehydrogenase 10-like. Gene Ontology annotation, cellular component: lipid droplet. Bases 22 to 975 code for a protein of 317 amino acids. The transcript has 5 exons. Lineage: Eukaryota; Metazoa; Chordata; Actinopteri; Cypriniformes; Danionidae. The record is from RefSeq and is a predicted model, not a curated record. Gene Ontology annotation, molecular function: oxidoreductase activity, acting on the CH-OH group of donors, NAD or NADP as acceptor.